AUGGGCAUCUGUUUAGACACUGAACAAAAAAAUGAAGAGUUGGAGACGACGGGUGGGGAUCGUAGUCGAGGAGAGAGUGCGUGGGCUGGGCGCGCCACGCCGCCCGCAGCCGCCUUCCCCAUGCAGAACUCCAGUCACGUCAAGUUUGAACCACCUAAUGUGCCUGUUAUAUUCGUAUUGGGUGGUCCAGGCAGUGGGAAGGUGACCCAUUGCGACAAUCUGAUGCAGGAGCGCCGCGGCGUAGUCCACAUCAACAUGACCGACCUCCUGCAACAAUACGCCAUCGGCAACGGUACAACCCUACCCGGUUUGCACUUUAUGUAG
This is a messenger RNA of Spodoptera exigua (beet armyworm), 324 nucleotides long. NCBI's taxonomy places the organism in Eukaryota, Metazoa, Arthropoda, Insecta, Lepidoptera, Noctuidae. The record is from the annotation of a GenBank genome assembly.